This is a messenger RNA of Radiomyces spectabilis, 966 nucleotides long. RefSeq lists its product as uncharacterized. Bases 1 to 966 code for a protein of 321 amino acids. The record is from RefSeq and is a predicted model, not a curated record. NCBI's taxonomy places the organism in Eukaryota, Fungi, Mucoromycota, Mucoromycetes, Mucorales, Radiomycetaceae. The transcript is spliced from 3 exons.
AUGUAUACCGUCGAUCGUUUGGUAAAUAUCAAUAUUCCAAUACACAAGAACCUAGACAAAUUAGAUGUACCUAAAUCAUACGCCUUCACAAUUGUCACCGCCGCCAGUGCGAAUCAUUUGUGUUCUCUUGAAAAUUUUCUUUAUUCACUUCAGCAUUUUCGAUCGCAACUUACGGCUGAGGAAUACCCUCGAGUCGUGGUGUACAAUAUCGGCAUGAAUCGAACCCAGUUACCUGUCUUGGAUCAGCUCAAAGACAACGGGCUGCUGGACGAAUUAAUCCAUUUCGAUUACACGCAAUAUCCCGAGUUUUGGGACGUUUCUCUCAAUGCGGGUGAAUAUGCCUGGAAAACGGGAAUUGUCCAUGAAGCGAGUCAACGAUAUGAUGGCCUUUUAUUGUGGCUGGAUGCUGGUAAUCUCGUUACUCUGGAUUUUCUAAAGAACAUUCCUUCCAUCAUCCGCGAUAGCGGCGGAUUCUGGUCACCACGAAGUGCUUACACGAUGCGACGUUAUACCCAUCCUGGAUUAUUUCGGCAUUACGGGAUUCAACCUUCGGAAUAUGGCAAGAAGGCCAACUGCAAUGGCGCCGCUAUUGGAUUCGACGUCGAUAACAAAACGGUGGUCGACUCGCUUAUCCUACCAUGGUACAAAUGCGGACUCGAAAAGCGAUGCAUUGCUCCUCCCGGAUCGUCUCGCAAAAACCAUCGUCAAGAUCAGGCAGCAUUGACACUCCUAGUCUAUCGUAGCGGCCACAGCUGCAAAUAUCCAAGCCGGAUGUUUCAUCAAUUACAAAUUCAUCGCGACGUCUCCUGUCGCGCCAAUCUAAUAGAACUUGACAUACAAAACCAACUUUUUCAUCCGUCCUCCAUUGAUUCUCCUCAAUGGACUGAAAACAGUACCAUUGAACUGUCAUACCAUCCCGAAUGGAGAUUCCCUGAAGGACGUCUCACCACCCAGGAAUUACAAUGA